CGAUAAGCUAAAUGAAAUGAGAGUUUUCUUGAUUGUCGGUGUGUCAGUGUUGUUUUGAAUGCUUUUCCUGAUUUUCUUGUUUUAACGUCAACAUUCAAGGUUUUAGUUAGUUAUUCAAAGACUGGAUAAAAAAAGUGCUUCAUCCAAGAAAAACGAGCUUAGAAAUUGAAAGAGAAAUCUUCGAAAAAUCACAGAUUUUGCAUGCAUAUUAUAGCGCUUAACAACUUUGGUUUAUAAAAAUUUGCAAGUUGCAUGUAUGUUUGAAAGAGAGACAUUACAAAAAUAUGGCAAAGGAGUAUUCACCUAGAGAUUUAGAAAAAUAUGCUCAAGCGCUUCAAAAAGCAAUAAAUAGCAAUGAAACUCCCGUCAAACAAAAACAUGUACGUUCAGCAAUUAUUGGUACUUUCCAUACACAAAGUGCUAAAAUAUUUUGGGCCUACGCUUUACGCUUACCAGCUAUGGAUGACAGGAUUGUAGCAUGGAAAUUAUGUCAUGUCAUUCACAAAGUGCUACGAGAAGGACAUCCAUUGUGUUUAGUCGACAGUCAGAGACAUAAAAACGAUUUAGAUGAAAUAGGUAAACUAUGGGGGCAUUUGAAAGAAGGUUACGGAAAAAUGAUCCGUUUAUACACUUAUUUGUUGAUAAACAAGCUGGAAUUUCACAUGAGAAAUCCACGAUUUCCUGGGCAUUUGGGUGUAACAGCUGAAGAAUUGGAAUCGAUAGCUGGAAAUGAUAUAAAUAACUAUUUUGAAAUGACUGUUGAAAUGUUUGAUUAUUUGGAUCACAUUUUAGAUUUACAAGAGGCAGUGUUUAGCUCGCUGAAUAUGGCUAGAUCCAAUUCAAUGACAAGUGCAGGACAGUGUCGACUUUCCCCUCUAAUACCCUGUAUACAGGAUGCAUCAAAAUUGUAUGAUUACUGUGUAAAGAUUAUGUUUAAACUACAUAUGACGUUACCGCCCGAUACGUUAUCUGGACACAGGGAAAGAUUUUUGAAGCAAUUUAGGUCAUUGAAGAAAUUUUAUGAAAGCACCAGUAAUAUGCAGUAUUUUAAGGAUCUUAUAGCGAUCCCACCUUUACCAGAGAAUCCUCCAAAUUUUCUAAUAAUGGGCGAUUUUAGAACAUAUGUAACACAAGAAGUGGUGGUUCCACAAGAACCAGAACAUGAAGAAGAACCUUUAAGCGAAGCAAACUUGAUUGAUACUACAGAAGAGAGUUCAUCAGAAAUCGAUAGUAUACAAGCACGUAAUGAUGCUGUGAUUUCAGCACUUCAAGAAGAAAUGAUGAAAGAAAGAAAAAUGUUAAGAUCACAGCGGGAAUUAAUACGGCAACAAUUAACUGAUAUGAUGGCCAAAAAUGAAAUAGAAGUAACAAAAUUACAAAAUAGAAUAGUGGAAUUAGAGACUGAACUUGCAACCAAAGAAAGCGAACUAUUACAAGAACGCCAAGUAAAAGAAGAUUUAUUACAUCAGUCAUUUACUGUGGCUCAGACACAAGAUUCUGAACAAAAAGUGAAAAAUGAAAAAUUCGACAAACUUAAAGAACUUUAUGUUAAAUUGAGAGAUGAACACAUUCAAAAAAUUAGAGAGAAAGCUGAAGUAGAGAAAAAAUUAGUAAGUGCCAUUAAAAGUAUACAGCGAUUGACUGAAUUAGAAUUGCUAAAUGAAGAAUUACAAGAAGAUGCCAAACAAAAAUCUACCGAGCUCUCUGCAUUGCAAAAGGAUAAACAACUUUUUGUUAUGGAAACAGAAAUACUCAAAAAAAGUGUGAUGGAUGCAUGUCGUGAAAGAGAUGAUGUCAAAAAUGAAUUAGCUAUGAUAGUUCAAGAAAAAGAUGAGUUUAAAAAAACAUCUGACGAAUUAUCUUACAAAUUGUUGGAUUUGGAACGUCAAUUAACUAAAGAACAGAACCAGUCGCAAAAUAGUUUGAAAGAUAUUGUGUUGAAAUUGUUAGAAAAUCUUAAAGAUCUGAUUAGACAUGCUAUUCAUGAAGUUGACAAUCCCGCUUUAACAGCAGUUACCUGCUCAUCAGAUUAUUUUAGGGGUUUAACAGAAGGAUGUAUAAGUUCUUUAGAUGAUUGUUCAAACAUUGCAGAAGAGGAUUAUGCUAGUAUUAUCACUGUUGCAAACAAACUUGUUCAUAGGCUUACGUAUUAUAUAUUACAAGGAAAAGCUGUUUCCAAUACAAGUCCUGAUAUCUCAUUUGGAGAAAAGGUAGCAGAAGCAUGUAAAGAAUUGGGUGAAAUAAUUUUAAAAGUUAUUGAUGUUUUAAAACUGAACGAAAAUACAGAAGAAGUAGUCAAAGAAGCCAAAGACAAAUUAGAAGAAUUAAAUUCGUUAGCUGAUAAUAUAGGUAUAUCUAUUCUUGGAGAAAAAGCAGAAAAUCUAGUUGAUAUGCUUGAAAGUGAAAUGAUAGCAAUGGACAAGGCCAUUGAAGAAGCGGCCAAUCGAAUUCAGGACAUGUUGACUAAUUCAAGGGCUGCCGAUUCUGGUAUAAAAUUAGAAGUAAAUGAAAAGAUAUUAGAUUCUUGUACCACAUUGAUGCAAGCUAUUAGAAUCUUGGUUCAAAAAUCGAAAUUAUUACAAGCCGAAAUUGUUGCUCAAGGCCGGGGGACGGCAAGUGCAAAAGAGUUUUACAAAAGGAAUCAUCAAUGGACUGAUGGAUUUAUAUCAGCUGCUAAAGCAGUAGCACUUGCAGCAAAAUUUUUAUUAAUGGCUGCAGAUAAAGUUGUUCAAUCAAAUGGAAAAUUAGAACAGUUAGUAGUAGCGGCUCAAGAAAUUGCAGCAUCCACAGCUCAAUUAGUUGUAGCCAGUCGAGUUAAAGCAGACAGAAAUAGUCAAAAUUUACAGCAACUGACUCAAGCAUCUAAAAGUGUUACCACAGCGACAGGAGCUGUUCUAGCUACUGUUAAAGAUUGUAGUCAACUUAUCGACGAAUCAGAAGAUCUGGAUGUUUCAAACUUGACUCUCCAUCAAGCUAAGCGACUUGAAAUGGAUUCACAAGUUAGAGUACUCGAAUUAGAAAAAGAAUUGGAACAGGAACGCUAUAGAUUCUCCAGACUCAGAAAACAUCAUUAUCAACUGGCAGGAGAAAGUGAGGCGUGAAUCGACCUCUCUAUUGACUUUUACAAUAAUUUUUAUCCAAAUAUUUAUUAAAUAAAAUAUUAGGACAUCCACUAUGAAUAAAAAACCUUCUUAUGUUUAUAAUGUACUGAGUUUAGAAUCCCGUGUAACAUAUUGGUUAACAUUUUAUGAUUCUUUUGGUUAUUACUUAAAGUUUUUAUUAAAAAAAUUGGUAUUCAAAUGAAGGGUAUAAACAAAGUUCGUCAAUCACAAUUUUAUGUCAAAAAUACAGCUAUGGAUUUCCCAUAUACCUAAAUUUUUUUUGUGGUUUCAAAUUUAAGAUUUCAUUGCUUGGAUUAAGUAGUAAGAAAUUGGUUUUUUAUAAUAUACAAAUUCAGUUUUCAUAUUCAUUCUAAAUAUCAUAGGAUUAGAAGUUACAUUUGAAAAAAAAAAUAA
Molecule: messenger RNA, 3515 nt
Organism: Diorhabda carinulata
Lineage: Eukaryota; Metazoa; Arthropoda; Insecta; Coleoptera; Chrysomelidae
Gene: Hip1
Product: huntingtin-interacting protein 1
Exons: 17
Coding region: 285-3101 (938 amino acids)
Biological process (GO): endocytosis; actin filament organization; clathrin coat assembly
Cellular component (GO): clathrin-coated vesicle; actin cortical patch
Molecular function (GO): clathrin light chain binding; actin filament binding; phosphatidylinositol-3,4-bisphosphate binding
Source: RefSeq, a predicted model, not a curated record